Phacochoerus africanus (Common warthog) is the source of this 1210-nucleotide messenger RNA. It is a transcript of the gene BNIP1, whose product is annotated as BCL2 interacting protein 1. Lineage: Eukaryota; Metazoa; Chordata; Mammalia; Artiodactyla; Suidae. Gene Ontology annotation, molecular function: SNAP receptor activity. Gene Ontology annotation, cellular component: endoplasmic reticulum; SNARE complex. The coding region runs from base 103 to 654 and encodes 183 amino acids. Gene Ontology annotation, biological process: retrograde vesicle-mediated transport, Golgi to endoplasmic reticulum. The record is from RefSeq and is a predicted model, not a curated record. The transcript has 6 exons.
UAGGGGGCGCUGCCGCAAGGCCAGGCCGGGAAAGAAGGAAGGCGGGGAGAAAACGCGUUGGAACUUGGGCCCCGCGGCUGUCCGUAGUCGGUAUUCCCCAAUAUGGCGGCUCCCCAGGAUGUCCACGUACGGAUCUGUAACCAAGAGAUUGUUAAAUUCGACCUGGAAGUGAAGGCGCUUAUUCAGGAUAUUCGAGAUUGUUCAGGACCCUUAAGUGCACUUACGGAACUGAAUACUAAAGUGAAAGAAAAAUUUCAACAGUUGCGGCACAGAAUACAGGAGCUUGAGCAGUCGGCUAAAGAGCAAGACAAAGAGUCAGAGAAGCAAAUUCUGCUCCAGGAAGUGGAGAAUCAUAAAAAGCAGAUGCUCAGCAAUCAGACCUCAUGGAGGAAAGCUAAUCUCGCUUGCAAAAUUGCUAUCGACAACUUAGAGAAAGCAGAACUUCUCCAGGGAGGCGACCUCUUAAGGCAAAGGAAAACUGCCAAAGAGAGCCUGGCCCAGACAUCCAGCACCAUCACGGAGAGCCUCAUGGGGAUCAGCAGGAUGAUGUCCCAGCAGGUCCAGCAGAGCGAGGAGGCCAUGCAGACGCUAGGUCACACGGGCCGGAACACAGGUGUCACAUGUUUAAGACUACAGCCAGUGUCCCAGGACUGAAGGCGUCCUGGCAGGGUGCCCUCGCAGGUGGAAAGUUCUGCCUCCGGCCCCCAUAGAGACCUUACAGUGCCUGUCCACGGUCACCCAGGUAAUUUUGUGGCUGGUGGUUCUUUUCAGCCGCGCCUGCCUCCUUCAGAAAGCAGAGGGUGGUGGUGAGGAAGGGGACUGCCUUCUGCCCUUGUGUCCAUGUUGGAAGGACUCUUAAUUAUGACCCUGUGGCGUUGUAUGUAAUCAAACCCUGUCGGUCUCUGAGCUGAAUCGACCCAGGGGUAUAUCUCUCCUUGCCCUGUCCCUGUUCUGUGCUCCUUGGCGUGGCCUCUGUUCACAGCCUUUGCUCUGGCUCAGAGGGACUUGCUUCCAAGCACAGUGGUAAUCACUGGUAACCCAGUGGACAGAGCAGUCUUCGGAUUUGGUGCUUGUCAGUUUCAGAGCCGGGCUCCCUCCCUCUUUUGUUUCAGUCAAUUCUUCCCGGACUAUCCUGGAUGCAAAUGAAGAAUUUAAGUCCAUGUCGGGGACCAUCCAGUUAGGACGGAAGCUCAUCACAAAAUAUAAUCGC